CAACUGCACGUAAAACGUGACAUUUUCAAGCCCGUGUGUUUGUAAAAAUGUGAAGUUAUUUCUCUUUGAUGCGGAUGUUGAUGAGAGUGUGAACUAUUGAGUUGUAUAUCUGGAAUGGAUGAGAAGACUAGACGAAGAAUAUGGAGUGCCAAGCGAGCUGCAAGACCUGAGCUGCGUGAUCAUCACGACUGGGAGAAAAACAACUACUACCGUGAGUUUGACCUGUCCACGAGUCACAUCAAAGACACUGUGGAGCGCGUUGAUUCGAGACAAGUUUCCAACAAGGAAUUCAUUCAACGUUUUGAGAAAACAUCAACUCCGUGUGUUGUGACCAAUGAUCAAUGCGACUGGCCGGCUACUGAGAAAUGGAACCCAGAGCGCCUUACCAAAAAGUACCGCAAUCAGCGUUUCAAGUGUGGCGAGGAUGAUGAGGGCUACUCAGUCAAGAUGAAGAUGAAAUAUUACACCAAGUACAUCAUCAACACCAGAGAUGACAGCCCUAUGUACAUCUUUGAUAGCAGCUUUGCUGAGCACAGUAAACAGAACCAGCUCCUUAAGGAUUACUAUGUGCCCCAUUUCUUCAGAGAUGAUCUCUUCAAGUAUGUGGGUGAGGACAGACGCCCACCGUAUCGCUGGCUUGUCUUUGGACCUGCCCGGUCAGGAACUGGGAUUCAUAUUGACCCAUUAGGGACCAGUGCAUGGAAUGCUCUUGUGACUGGACACAAAAGGUGGGUGAUGUUCCCGACUCACACUCCCAAAGAGAUCUUAAAAGUAACUCAAGGGGAAGGAGGUCGACAGAGAGAUGAAGCCAUAACAUGGUUCAGCGUCAUCUACCCUCGCACUAAGCUACCAACAUGGCCCAAAGAUUGCCAACCUCUUGAGAUAAUUCAAGGGCCUGGUGAGACCGUGUACGUUCCUGGAGGUUGGUGGCAUGUCGUCAUUAACCUAGAUACCACCAUCGCGAUCACCCAGAACUUCUGCAGUGUCACAAACUUCCCCACUGUGUGGCACAAGACGGUCAGGGGUCGUCCGAAACUAUCCAAGAAAUGGCUGGCUGCACUCAGGAGAGAGAAGCCACAGCUUGCAACCAUUGCGGACCAUGUUGAUAUUACCAGACCCUCAGGCCUACAGUCAGAUAGUAGUAGUUCAUCCAGUUCAAGUUCCUCCAGCAGUGACAGUGCAUGCUCCUGCUGUGGUCAUAGCGCCUCGGAUAGCGACAACCAACGGGAACUGGACAGGAGAACCAAAAGGCGCAAAGUGUCCAUGUCUGCGAGCUCACCUGACAGCGAUGAGACCAACGAGACCAAUGAGAGCUCUCCCCUGAAGUACAGUCAGUUAAACAACGCUCCUUUCAGCCAAUCACCUGCGUCUGCUCAACCAAUCGGUCAAUCAGGAGGCCCGUACCAAGACAGAUAAUGAAGGCACGUAGUACCCUGUGUGUUUUAUAUACAUGUAGGCGUGCUACUGUAAGUACAUACACCAGCAAAUUACAGUUUUAUGUAAUUACAUAUCAAAAUCAUGUAGUAUGGGGAUCAAUAUCUCUCUGCUCAUGUAGGCAAGUCAAAUCACUGCAUUUAUAAAGGCACUGUACACGUUUGGCAAUUAUCAAAGACCAGUGUUCUCACUUUUCUCAAAAUUUGGGCUCAGCUGG
This is a messenger RNA of Asterias rubens (European starfish), 1651 nucleotides long. Its product is annotated as bifunctional arginine demethylase and lysyl-hydroxylase JMJD6-like. Gene Ontology annotation, cellular component: nucleus; cytoplasm. The transcript has 8 exons. Lineage: Eukaryota; Metazoa; Echinodermata; Asteroidea; Forcipulatida; Asteriidae. Bases 115 to 1416 code for a protein of 433 amino acids. The record is from RefSeq and is a predicted model, not a curated record. Gene Ontology annotation, molecular function: histone H4R3 demethylase activity; P-TEFb complex binding. Gene Ontology annotation, biological process: phagocytosis.